Molecule: messenger RNA, 1872 nt
Organism: Diorhabda sublineata
Lineage: Eukaryota; Metazoa; Arthropoda; Insecta; Coleoptera; Chrysomelidae
Product: transketolase-like
Exons: 8
Coding region: 1-1872 (623 amino acids)
Molecular function (GO): transketolase activity; thiamine pyrophosphate binding
Source: RefSeq, a predicted model, not a curated record
AUGGGAGAAACGAGUAUCGAUACUUUAAAGGAUUUAGCUACACAGAUCAGAAUAAGUAGUAUAGAAUCCACUUCCGCCGCCUCCUCUGGACACCCAACAACUUGUUCUUCUUGCGCUGAAAUAUUAUCAGUUUUGUUCUUUAGAGUGAUGCGUUAUAAAGCGUGCGCACCACGUGAACCGUCCAAUGACCGUUUCGUAUUAUCGAAAGGUCACGCAGCUCCCGCGCUCUACGCAGUUUGGGCUGAAAUCGGCGUUGUGCCAUUGGAAGAAUUGAAAAAUCUUAGACAUAUAGACAGCGAUCUGGAAGGGCAUCCCACACCAAGGCUUAGUUUCGUCGAUGUUGGUACAGGUUCUCUUGGACAAGGUUUGGCCAUCGCUAACGGUAUGGCUUAUAUUGGUAAAUAUGUGGAAGAGGCACCUUAUAGAAUAUACUGUUUAACUGGCGACGGAGAAUGCGCAGAAGGAUCAAUUUGGGAAUCUAUCAAUUUCGCUAGUUAUUAUAAAUUGGAUAAUUUGUGUUUGAUAAUUGACGUCAAUAGAUUCGGACAGGCUGGUCCAACAAUGUUCGAUCAUGAUUUGGAAUCGUAUAGAGUCAGACUCGAAGCGUUCGGUUUCAAUACUAUCGUCAUUGAUGGACAUAACGUUGAAGAGCUGAUUAGUGCUUUUAAUUGCGCCGAAAAUACCAAAGACAAACCCGCUGUAAUUAUUGCUAAAACUAUGAAGGGUAAAAAUUUUCCGGGUAUCGAAAACGAAGGAAAUUGGCACGGCAAACCCUUGGGAGAUAAAACAGAGGAAGUUUUAAAACAUUUAAAAUCUAUGUUGAAAGGAGAAUCGGGAAAAUUCGAUUUUACGAUACCGUCUCCCAAUUGUAAAAUUCCAGCUACGAAUAUAUCCAAUGUAACUCUGUCUAAACCACCUGAUUAUAAGAAAGGUGAAAAAGUAGCAACUAGAAGCGCUUACGGAACCGCUUUGGUGAAAAUGGUGGAAACGAAUCAAAAUAUAAUGGCUUUCGAUGGGGAUAUGAGAAAUUCGACGUAUUCCGAAUAUUUAUUGAAAGCGAGUCCCAAAAAUUUCGUCGAAUGUUUUAUAGCCGAACAAAAUAUGAUUGGUGUAGCGAUAGGGGCUUGUACUAGAAACAGAUGUAUAGCGUUCGCUUCAACUUUUGCGGCUUUUUUAACAAGAUCCUUCGAUCAGAUUCGUAUGGCGGCUAUCUCGCAAUCGAACGUAAAUAUAUGCGGUUCUCAUUGCGGCAUUUCCAUCGGUCACGACGGUCCGAGUCAAAUGGCUCUAGAAGAUUUAGCGAUGUUCAGAUCUAUACCGACUUGUACCGUUUUUUAUCCGUCCGAUGCCGUAGCUACCGAAAGAGCUGUAGAACUGGCAGCCAAUACGAAAGGUAUCACGUAUAUAAGAACUACGAGGGCGGCGACUACGGUUUUUUACGAUAACGAUCAAAAAUUCGAGAUCGGUAAAGCGAACAUUAUUUUGCAAAGCGAUUGCGAUAAAGUUUUGGUUGUGGCAGCUUGCGUUACUAUCCAAGAAGCUUUGGAGGCGGCCAAAUCGCUAGCGUCUGCGGGAAUCGGUUUGAGGAUAAUGGAUCCUUUCACCAUAAAACCUAUCGAUAAGGAGAGUAUAAUUAAGCACGCGAACGAUGUGAACGGUAGAGUUUUGGUGGUGGAAGAUCAUUACGCCGAAGGUGGUAUAGGAGAAGCGGUACUAUCGGCGUUGGCGGGAGAAAAAAACGUUACCGUCAAAUUGGCGUCUGUGAAAGAAGUCCCGAGGUCCGGCGAUACCGCUUCCGUUUUGAAACGUUACGGAAUCGAUUCGUGCAGCAUCGUCGGUUACGUACAAGAAUUGUUGCAAUGCGGAUGUUGA